This is a messenger RNA of Ahaetulla prasina, 7831 nucleotides long. RefSeq names its product zinc finger and BTB domain containing 42 (gene ZBTB42). Gene Ontology annotation, molecular function: protein binding; DNA-binding transcription factor activity, RNA polymerase II-specific; RNA polymerase II cis-regulatory region sequence-specific DNA binding. Gene Ontology annotation, biological process: regulation of transcription by RNA polymerase II. NCBI's taxonomy places the organism in Eukaryota, Metazoa, Chordata, Lepidosauria, Squamata, Colubridae. The transcript is spliced from 3 exons. The record is from RefSeq and is a predicted model, not a curated record. The coding region runs from base 1056 to 2486 and encodes 476 amino acids. Gene Ontology annotation, cellular component: nucleus.
UGUGGUGUGUAUUUUGUUUUUUUUAAAAGCGGGGGGUUGCCAGCAGCAGCAGUCAGACGACAGUGCCAUACAACCGGCCGCAGGCGCGUCAGGAGCAGCGCCCCGCCAGCAGCGCCUGGAGCUCGCCUGGGAUCGCUAUUGUGUGCGGACCGAAAAGCGAAAAGAAAGCCCGCGCGCACUCUCUCUCCCCCCCACCUCCACCCCGGGCCCGGAAAGUAUCGCGAGAGCGCCCUGGCUAACAACCUGCUUCGCAACACACACAGGAGCGCUGCCGCUGGGUUACCAGCAACAAGGAGCAGCUACACGGAGCAGCCGAGGGAGGAGGGGGAAGCACAUCUGGGCAAGGCGUAGAGUUUGAGGCAGGGAAGUGGAGGAGGAAAAAAAAAAAAGACUCGAGCACAUGCCGUGCUCCAGCGGCACCUCUGAGCAGCGCCCGGCCAGGCGGGUCAAGCUGUGUGUCCUCCAUUAAGAGUAACUAGCAAUAAGAUUGUUAUUUAAGCAACUUUCCUGGGGUGGUGUGGAAAGAGGGGGGGAGGCGGCGAUAGGAUUUAGAAUGAGGGAAGGACUCGGUUUAAGUUUGAGAUUUAAUAGAUGGCUAUAAAUGGGGGGGGGGUUGUUGCUGGAACUUUAAAAGGCAGCAAGCUGUGGUUGGCUGGUAGCUAGAUUUGAAGUAACAUAUGGCAUUAAAAGGGGCACAGCUGGAGGUAGCAUUUCCAUCGCAGUGAAGUCAGAGCAGCUGACUCUCCAGCUUGCGGUGUAAUUAGCAAACGGAGCACUCCUCCCAUCCCUCUCCUCCCUCCCAGACGCUUUUCCUUUUCUUUUUUUUUUCCCUCUCCCCCCCCUCUCUUUUUUCACACACACACACACACACACACAAGCAUUCUUCCAUUACUGGCUAGUGAAAGCCUCUUCUCUUCCCAAACAUUUGGGUGAUGGGGGGAGGGGAGACUCGAAGCAAAAAGCUUAGGCUGUUCUAGAACUUUUGGGAGGGGGAUUCGGUUUCCUCCCUGAGAACCCUUCGCUCUGUUUUCUCUAUUCAAGGUUAUGAAGGAAGAAUGGAGUUCCCAGACCAUAGCCGGCAGUUGCUGCAGUGUCUGAGUCAGCAGCGUCACCAGGGCUUCCUGUGUGACUGUACUGUUUUAGUUGGAGACGCUCAGUUCCGAGCCCACAGAGCUGUUCUCGCUUCUUGCAGCAUGUACUUCCAUCUUUUCUACAGGGACCAGCUAGACAAAAGGGACAUUGUGCAUCUGAACAGUGACAUUGUGACAGCCCCAGCCUUUGGCUUGCUGCUUGAAUUCAUGUACGAAGGCAAGCUGGAGUUCAACAGCCUCCCGGUUGAAGAUGUGCUGGCUGCAGCCAGCUACCUUCACAUGUACGACAUUGUGAAAGUCUGCAAGGGCAAGCUGAAAGAUAAGGAGUUGUGCGGGGAUGAAAAGAUGAACGGCAGUGGGAUUCCUUUGGAAAGAGACAUGCGGGUCCUUGAUGAAGGAGUGCCCUUGGGGCGUGAGCUCAGCCCCGGGAACAAACAAAAAUUGAUUGCUUUAGAAUAUGAAAGAUCAGCUGGAAAAGAAAAGGACAGUAGCUAUCUGGGCUGGUCCUCUGAAUUUGUAAGUAUCAACUCUGCAUUAGCAGAAGCAGAAUUGGACACUGUGGCAGCUGAAAAAACAAGAGCUAAUGUCUGUAGUUCAGUGGGACCUUUGUCCCAAAGAUCUCUUAACCACUCCUUGGCUUCAUCUGGCAUAGAAUGCGCUUUAGACCUGUCUUUCAAGUCUGUGGCCGGGAAGGAUUCCUUCCACCCCUCCUAUGUCUUUGGACAGCUGGCUUCCAAUGGUCAGCAGCAGAGUAGCAAACCUCUGAUUAAGGAUGAGCCAGAAUCUUUAUCAGAUGGAGAAGAGAGUGAGGCAAGGUGCCUAGAAAAUCAGCAUUUGGGGAGUUCUGCCAAGAGCCUGAUGACAGGAUUGGGAAAUGUGUUUGCAGGGAAUGGCAAUUCCCAAGAGCCAGAGGAAGACUUAGAUCACGAACGGGAGGUGAGUGAAGAUGACAUGGAUUCCUCUGACAUUCCGUCCUUGGGGGUCUUGGUGCCUCCAGGUCACAUCUGUAUUUGCCCGCUCUGCAGCAAAGUCUUUCCUAGCCCGCAUGUCCUCCAGCUGCAUCUCAGCUCUCAUUUCCGCGAUAAGGAUGUUUCAAGAACCAGGCUUUCCCCUGAUGGUUCGGUGCCUACGUGUACACUUUGUGGCAAGACUUUCUCCUGUAUGUACACCUUAAAAAGACACGAGAGGACUCACUCGGGUGAGAAACCGUACACCUGUGGUCAGUGUGGGAAGAGCUUCCAGUAUUCUCACAACCUGAGCCGCCAUGCAGUAGUGCACACGAGGGAGAAGCCCCAUGGCUGCAAGUGGUGCGAGAGACGGUUCACUCAGUCAGGCGAUUUAUACAGACACAUCCGUAAAUUUCACUGUGGCCUUGUAAAGUCACUGGUGGUUUGAGAGAAGUUGCCAAAAGGCACCAUUUAUUGGACUUCUUUACUCUGUUGAUUCACUUCGGGCAAAUUAUAUUUUGAGGGGUUGGGAGAAUGUAAUUCUACAUUUCAUAGAGGGAAGGCUUCAAUUGGGCAUUUUCCCUAUCUUUAGGCCUACUGUAGGCCUGCAAUUACCCUUAAUAUUCUGUUCGUUUUGGAGUAACAAGCUGAAUCUCAAUCUGAAUUCUUGGAUAGAAGCUGAUUUAAUCUCUUUGGUUUACUGUAAUUGGUAUGCUUCUGUCUUGGUGGAUGUGCUUCUGAUAAGUUGGAAAUAUGGUGAGGAAAAUAGAAACCUUGAUCAAAAGUGCUCCUUGGGUGAGAUGUACUAGAUUUGCCUGCAUAACAGCUCCUCCCUUCCUUCCAGUUUAGCACUCGUAUCUGCAGUGCAGAUGCCUCAAGUAGGCAAUUUCAGAGUUCUAAUGGCCCCAGUUCCUUUAUUGCUUUGGAUGUAGAUUUUUUUUUGUCAGUGUUUUUAAUCUGUUCCAGACAAGCAAAAAUCCAAAGGGAGGAGGGGGAGGGGGAGGGAUAGACUUUUUAUUUAUGAAGUAUGUGAGAGAGAAGAAAUCUGAGUUCAUGUGCCUCAUGGGGACUGUCUAGAAUUCUUAUGAUAAUUUUCACUAUAAUUUGAAGAGGCCUUGAAAUCAAUGUAAGGUGAGGCUGAAAAUUCCCCCUUUAGCAGGUGAUAGUUCUAUUCUUUUGAAACUCCACCUGCCAAACCAUCAGCCUCACUGGUGCUGCUACUCUUUUGCCUUUGCCAAUACUUUGGAAUUUCUCUCUGAAUUUACAUUUCUCGUGAAUUGUAGUGAAAUACUUGUUGUCCUUUUCUUCCCUCUUAGCUAUCAUGUAUAGAAUUGUGGAUGUGAACUUUGGCUUUUGUAUAUGGAAAGCCAGAGUGGUUCCUCCAUCCCCUAAUAUGAAUUACCUGCUGUGAAAUGGAUCACGGGUGGAAUGAAAGGAGCUUACCUGUGCAUUCAUACCUGGAUUAAUGCUGAAGGAAAAGAAGGAGAGAACCUUUCAAGAUGAAUCUUGAAAUAGUGUAGGAGAGAAUCAAGAUGCAGGCAUUAUAACUUGGUGCAACACAUUCAUACUUCCUAGUGUAGUCCUCUAGUUUUGCUUCUAACAAAAGCACUUUUUUCAGGUAAAUGAUGGAGAAAAAAUUGGAAUUUUAAAAUUUAAAAUGUUCUUUGCCUAUUGAGGCUGUUGAGAGUUCCUAAUUCCCAAAAGAUACUUUCCUUCUUUAAAUUACUUGACAGGCAUGGUUUUUAGGAUUGGGGGGGGAGGGGUGGAUUUCACGGUCAAUAAGGUACUGCAGAUUAUUCAGUGGUGGAAACAUACUGUAAUAGUUUUACUUUGACAAUGAAAAUAAGUGGUGGUAUUUGAAGGCCCAUUAUCUUUUUAGCCCUUAUUUUGCUACAUGUAAAAGAUCCAGCCCUCAUUUACCAUCAAUUAUAAAGUUAUUUUUGGCCUUAGAUUGCCAACUGUGAUUAAUCCUUCCCAUACCGUUGUUUGAUUGUAGUCAUUAGGAAAUGGUGAUGCCUAGGCUGACUUCUGUAUGUCAGAAUUCUGCUAAAAGUGCAAGAUCAGACUACACUAUUCUACCUCCCCCACUGAGUAAUUCAAAUUGAGUCUCACAGGCCUGUUUUUAUUUGAAUCAGGCCAGUGAAGACAUUUCUCUAUGAAGCAUUCAUAGUUGCUGUGCCCAUCCAUCUGUUCAUACAUAAACAGAUAAUUUGUGUAUUAAGGAUGAAUGUUCUUCCUUACGCAUUCACACAUGCUUUACUCCCAUUAGCACAGACUUAGACCUAUCUCUAAAACAUCUGGCUGCUGCAGGAAGUCAAUGGUGGGGGGGAGGGGAUGCUAUUUCUUGGAAACUGAAGAAUCAGCUUUUGCCUGACCCUUAAAACACAUUCAGCUGGAAUAGCUGAUGGACAAGAGACUUGGGUUUGAAGAAGAAAAGUGGAUUCAAAUGAAUGGAGCCUUGAAAAGUUAUGAGAGAAUCAAAUGAGCAUGUUGAAGGUGCAGAUGGCAGUCACAUUAAUGCAUAAUUUCCAUGUGCAUAUUAUAACGUUAUAAUAUGCACAUGGCUUUUUUUUAAAUCUUCAAAAAGCUAGGUUUUUGAAAAGAUCUCUUCUGCAUUUCAAAUUAUGGGGGAAUCUGUUGGUCUCCAGAAAACACACAACCAUUUAGUGGCACUGAACAUUGUUAAGUCUAAAUUAGUGUGAGUUGUUCCAUAGGACUGCAAGGGAGCAGGAACUGUUCUCUUGGAAGCAGAUCUGCCAGCAAAGGAAUUCACAGUUUACCUCUGAAGUCUCUGCUGUAGAAUACUUUGUGUUCUUAUUGAUAUACCAGUUCAUUUUCAUAGAUCAAAUCUUGUAAAAUGCUACUGAUUCAUAGAUGGGGAAGGCUUGAUAUUGGUUUGCAUAAUGAACUCGUUAUAAGCAAAGCAUUACUGCAUGACUUUCGGUUGUGUGGUAUUUUGGAGAGCUUAAAACAGAUUGAAAUGUUGUGGUACCUUUGGAAGAAAUUUGGAAUGUUCACUUAUUUCUACCUAAUUCCAGUAUUCUGUUGCCUGUCAUGUUAUUAAACAUGCCUUCAGAUAUCCACAAAAUAUAUUUUUGCAUAUGUGAAAUAUUUAUAAAAAAGAGAGUAUAACUGAUUAGAUUUCUGAGAAGUUGACGUUCAAUGAAUGGGACUAGAGAAGGAUUGCCAAAACAAAUUUACUGUCAUUUUGGAUGCACUGAAAUGAUUUUUUUGAAAAGGCAAGUAAUAUUAAAGUUGCAGAAAAUAUUAUCCAGCACUUCCCUUUAAUUAUUAGAAUUCCCCAAAAGGGAGGUUGCAUAUGUUGCCGCAGGGGAUUGUUAUAUGCUCAGCCAAAAUUGUGAUUGUGGGUGGUUGUUGGGAUCGUUUUUUACAGUAAUAUAUCCCGCUGCUGAAAAGUCAUGUAAACAAUAACAUCUCCAGAGUUAAUGUAAAAGCAGUGUCUCGGUUUUAAUUUUUUUCCUUCCUGAUUUUAUGCAUUUCCCUUUGAAUUGUAGCCAAAAUAUUUAGGAAAUAGUGUUAUGAAAAAAGCAUAACUACUACAUUAACAGCAAUAUAGCUGUUUCAGAGAGGGAGAUGUUAUGAUAAGUGACUCCUUUUUAUUCAGAUAAAAACUUAUGGUGCAAGCUUUUUUAACUCCUAUUUUAAAUGAUAGUGGCCAUAGUGUGUGAAAUUUGACAUUUAUGGAAUGUCAGGUUGUAGGUAAUUGGUGACUGUAUAAACAUUCUUACUAACAAGGCGCAGGGUAGAGCACCAUAUUCCUAAAACACAUGACAACAGUACUGUUGUCCUCCUUUCUUCAUAUCUCUACCCCACCCCUUGGCCCAGAUUGGAAAUAGCACUGAACAAAACCUUCAAGUUAAGUUAUUUCUUUUCUUUUUAAAAUUUAAGUUAUAUAUCUAUAUAUAUUUUCCUCCUGAUGAUACUUGAUAUAGUAUUUAUUAGAUUUUUUUUUAAUUAAGGAAUGCUUGCUGUGGAGCUUUUUCAGAAUAACAAGUGUGAAGUUGGUGAUUUUAAUUUUAUUUCUGUACAUGUUUUACAAAGUGAAUGUGUGAACAUGUGAACCAGUACACAGAAUGUAGUGCUCUUUAUAUGCUGAUCCUAUGCUGGGUGGAAUGGCGGAAGAAUACCCAUCUCAAUAUGGAGCCUUGAUUGUUUGCAAGGAGCUCUGCUUUCUUGACUGCACGGGAGAACGAUGAAGAGAUGUUUUAUCCCAGGCGCAAUACAAGGGGCACUACAAGGAAGGAUUUAAGUACCUGGGUCCCUGAACCCGUUUGCCUCUUAUCUUGGUACUUGCUGAAGGAUUUAAAAUUAAGUGCCAUAGGAUACUAGUGGGUUGGAUUUAAGGUUUUUUUUUUUUAGCUAAGUUUAAUUUUUUGGAGAUGCUCUCUGCUGCAGUUAAAAAAGAACAGGUGGCAGAUGCAUCCAGCUAAGGGAUUUAUUGAAGUGUUGUCUUUUUAUUAUUCUUUCCCAAAAUUUCUGGGUUAAUCACUUCUUUUUUUAAAAAAAAAAGAUUGCACUUUUAUUUAUCUUUUUCAUUCUUUGGAUUUUUUAAAAAAUCGUUGCAAUAGUUCUGAGCAUGUUUUGUUUGUUUUUUUAUGUUUCUUUACUCCACAGAAAAUUACUAAGCACUGUAUACUUAGGGUUUGUUUCUUAAUAUUCAGCAGCUGCUCUGGUUUGCAGAGAGCAUAACUGGAAAUUUGGGGGCUCCGUUCUGAUUUUAUUCAUUGGAGUCUGAAUUUUAUCAUAGUACAGCUUUACCUAAAACACUGAAUUUGUCUUCUACUUCAAACCAAUACUGUGAAGUUAAUGUUUGAAAGAAAAAAAUCUGCUAUUUUAAAUUGCUUUUAAUCUUGGUGCAGUUCAGAUUCAAAUAUGUAUAUUUAAAGACACUAAUUUUUGUGGGAGAGUUUUUAUAGUGUAUAGUAUGUAGAAAAGCUAUUGGAUUGAACUAUAUUUUAUUAAAAAAAAGUUCUUUCACUGUUUUAUAGUGAAUUAUUGCCCUCACCCUCUCAUUGUUGGUUCUAUGCUGUAUUUUAGGCUAGGUUCGACAAUCGCAUAAAAAUGACUUUGACAAACUUUAAUGUCUAGUUUCUGUGUGGUUUUGUUCCUUUUUUUAAAAAAAAAUGUGUGUUGGUAUGUGCUUUUUUAAAAAAGGAAAAAACUGUGACAAUCGUGAUUAGAAUUGUCUUUACUGAAUAAAACACACUAGAGUUACAAGUGAAGUCUUUUGUUUAUUUCAAAAUAUUUAUAUUGUUCAGAAUGAAACCUUCAAAAAGUGAUGUUUCCAGAGAAAUGAUAUAGAAGAUUCAAUACAAGAGGCAAGCAGAGGAAAACAAUUUUGAGUCAUCCAUACUAAAGAACAUGUUCAAGUAAAGAAAUAAAUGUUCAAGGUUAUUCUGAAAAGGCUAAAUGUAGGUCAAGCUUAUAAAAAAAAAAUCACUUGACGAAGUGUGGGGUUGUCACUAAAAAGUCCUGCAUCUCAUGGUCAUGAUUAGUUUUACCUGUGGAUACACUAGCUAGAACUAAGUAGGAGAUGGAGAUUGAAGCUGCUUUCAAAAUUGGGCUGAUCUCAAGCCACUUAGGGCUUGAAAAGUUUACGUCAAGAAACUCUUGGCCUCAGGUAGAUAGGAAAGGAAAGCCUUUCACACUUACACAGAAAGAAAUAUGAAUUUGUCCUACAAUACACUCUACAUGCUUCAGAAAUUUGCAGUCCCAGAUGCCUGCUUGUUUACCUAUAUGAUAUACAUGCUUAUGAACACCCACUUGAAACAU